GGGGCAACGUGGGAUUGUUACUCGUCGUCACAUUUCCAGAGCACAACUGGUUGGCGCUCACUUUCCGAAACACGGCUUUUGCACAGUCGUAGUAAAGCUGCUGCUCAUAUAUUCAGACCUUAGAGACAUGAGCAGUGGAUCGGGUCUCUGGCUGUGCCGAACGGCUAUAGUUUCUCUUUCACUUUCAUUAUUCAGUUAAAAUGUCAGCUGUGCAGCGAUUACGAGAACAGAUUGAUUGCAUAGAUUAGGAUAUUGGUUUUCCAUAGGAAAAAUGUGAUUCACACCAAAGCUACGUUUGAAAAAUAUGUGGAAUUGACUACGGAUUUGUAAACCAGCAAGCGAAGAUAUCGUGGAGCUCUUGAAUCGUUUUGAUCUACUUUCACAUUAGGCCAAAGUGAGCUAUCGAAAACAAAUAAUACAUUGAAAUACCUGAAAACGAGAUUGCUACCACUCAGGAGCGGUGAAGCGCAUAAUACCGGCGGCCACAGAAUGGGCUUAAUCGUAAAAAUAUUGCGUAAUAUGCGAAUACCCCGCUGGUCUACACUCCUGCCCGUGUUAUUUUAUCUGGCUUUUAUCACCUGUGUACUGAUGCUUGCAUUUCCUGCCAAUAAUUCCCCCAGUGGGUCUCCGGAGCGAAAGAGAAACCAUGUGGAUACAGCGGAGAGUGACGGCGACUCGAAUUCUGUGAUAUACAACGUGGAUGAGGAUGCGAUGCAAGAGCUAACUAUGGCCUUCAAUAAGGCCGAUACAAACAGGGAUAAACAUCUAAACGUGCAAGAGCUUGCCAAAUACAUUAACUUUAAAAUAAGGGACCAUAUAGACAAUGCAAUCCGUCAAAAUCCAACUACAUUCGUGGAGAUCGAUCAGAAACCACGUGACGGACUAGUCAGCUGGGAUGAGUACCAAAUUUAUUCUCUUCGUGAAAAAGGAAUUGCCGAAAGCCACAUGAAGAAACCCCUUUUCGACACAUUGGAUCGGAAGGUGAAAGAAUCCAUCGCCAGAGAUAAAGCCCUCUGGAUGGAAGCAGCGCGAACCGAUCCUCUAAGCCUGACGCUGGACGAGUUUCUCUCAUUUCGACACCCGGAGUCCAGCACGGUUAAUCUGCUGAACCUGGUAGAUGAUAUCUUGCGGCAGUUUGACGUCGAUGGAGAUGACAAACUAACGGUCGGUGAAUUCUCCGAUGUCCUACCCAAUGGAGUGGCAGAUCCAAGCAGUAAGAAAAUAAUACUGUCGCAAACCGAAAGGGAACGUAAGGAGGAAUUUACCAAAAUAAUUGACAAAAACAAGGACGGCAAAGCUGACCGCGGAGAACUGUUGUCCUACGUGGAUCCACGUCAUCCAAGAUAUGCUAUCCAGGAAGCCUCAGCGUUGUUCGCGCUGGCUGAUAAGAACGCAGAUCGUAAACUGACGCUACAUGAGAUAAUAGCUAAAUCUUCAAUAUUUGUUUCGUCGAAAAUGAUCAAUACUGCUGAGAGUUUCCAUGAUGAAUUUUAGGCUUAGUAGAUUAGUAGAAACCAAAUGUGAUAGAGAGAUUUGUUACUAUACAUGACAGCACCAUGACCAGAACAGAAAUAAAUUUAUUGCAAAUCCCAAACAA
Molecule: messenger RNA, 1597 nt
Organism: Aedes aegypti (yellow fever mosquito)
Lineage: Eukaryota; Metazoa; Arthropoda; Insecta; Diptera; Culicidae
Gene: myd
Product: 45 kDa calcium-binding protein
Exons: 3
Coding region: 490-1494 (334 amino acids)
Biological process (GO): calcium-ion regulated exocytosis
Cellular component (GO): endoplasmic reticulum
Molecular function (GO): calcium ion binding
Source: RefSeq, a predicted model, not a curated record